Molecule: messenger RNA, 147 nt
Organism: Racocetra fulgida
Lineage: Eukaryota; Fungi; Glomeromycota; Glomeromycetes; Diversisporales; Gigasporaceae
Source: the annotation of a GenBank genome assembly
CCCUAUAUGUUGAAAAAAAUGCUGAAAGUGAAUAUAAUAUAGUUUUCUUUGUUAUAAUUUUGGAGAUUAUUACAAUUGCUAAAAGUUAUAAAUUAAUUUUAGCUUCAAUAAUAGAAAAUGAAAAAUCUACAAUUGAAAGUCAUAAAG